UAGACCUCUCACUUUCUCUCUCUCUAUCUAGAACUCAAAUUUGUCACGUAGCGGAAGAAGAUUCGUGCUGGAUCUAGACUGGUGGUGGAAUUUGGAGGGAAUUCGAAGUUCAUUCUUAGGAUUGGAAGUGGAAUUUGAAUUAGGGAAGAGGGAGGAGAUGUCUUACUCUGAUAAUUCAAGAGGAUUAAUUCUAGCAGUAAUUUCAAGUGUUUUUGUAGGAGCUAGUUUCAUUUUGAAGAAAUUAGGUCUUAAAAGAGCUGCUGCUGCUGGUACACGAGCAGGAGUUGGUGGAUACACUUACUUACUAGAGCCUCUUUGGUGGGCAGGGAUGAUAACAAUGAUUGUUGGAGAGGUUGCAAAUUUUGUUGCAUAUAUUUUUGCUCCAGCUGUUCUGGUGACCCCCCUUGGCGCAUUAAGUAUAAUUGUAAGUGCUGUUUUAGCACACUUCUUGCUGAAGGAGCCUCUGAAGAAAAUGGGACUUCUCGGAUGUGUGUCUUGCAUUGUUGGUUCGGUUGUGAUUGUGAUCCAUGCACCUCAGGAGCAUACUCCAAGCUCUGUACAAGAAAUUUGGAGCCUCGCAGUUCAACCUGCAUUUCUGUUGUAUGCAGGGGCUAUUGUAGCUAUAGCGUUAGCUCUUAUGUUGUACUUUGAACCUCGUUAUGGGCAGACAAAUGUUCUUGUUUAUGUUGGCAUUUGUUCUUUAAUGGGUUCAAUGACGGUCAUGAGCAUAAAAGCCAUCGGUAUUGCAAUGAAGCUCACACUUGAGGGGAUAAGUCAGCUAUCAUAUCCCCAGACCUGGUUUUUCUUUACAGUUGCAGUCAUCUGUGUCAUUACACAGUUAAAUUACUUGAACAAGGCUUUGGAUACCUUCAACACAGCAAUAGUUUCUCCAGUUUAUUAUGUAUCAUUUACCACGCUGACAAUCAUUGCAAGCGCAAUUAUGUUUAAGGAUUGGUGUGGUCAGGAUGCAAGCAGCAUAGCCUCUGAGAUAUGUGGAUUUGUUACCAUACUUUGUGGCACUAUGAUACUGCAUUCCACCAGAGAGCAAGAACCAACUCCAACUGGCAUUAUCUCAUGGUACACCAGUGAGUCAGACAAGGACGAUCAUUUCAUCAGCUUGCGGAGUUCAAGCUACUUGGAAUCAUAAUCCCUCGAGAAAUUCUUGUAUCAAGUACUUGACAAAGUUAGAUUCUUUUUUGUAGUACAAAGUCACAAUCUUCAUGUAUAAAAGUAGUUGUAACUUGUAAGUGUAAUCCAUUGUAUUUGUACAUAAUCUGUGCCUUGGGCCAUCCAAACAACAGAUCCAGAAGUGAGUCAUGUAACAUAUCUUCAUGAAAAGGUUAUAGCUCGAUUACAUAAUAUGUACCUGUG
This is a messenger RNA of Papaver somniferum (opium poppy), 1371 nucleotides long. Its product is annotated as probable magnesium transporter NIPA6. Bases 158 to 1147 code for a protein of 329 amino acids. The transcript has 9 exons. Lineage: Eukaryota; Viridiplantae; Streptophyta; Magnoliopsida; Ranunculales; Papaveraceae. Gene Ontology annotation, biological process: magnesium ion transport. Gene Ontology annotation, molecular function: magnesium ion transmembrane transporter activity. The record is from RefSeq and is a predicted model, not a curated record. Gene Ontology annotation, cellular component: membrane.